Vitis vinifera (wine grape) is the source of this 1465-nucleotide messenger RNA. RefSeq lists its product as uncharacterized. Gene Ontology annotation, biological process: GPI anchor biosynthetic process. The record is from RefSeq and is a predicted model, not a curated record. The coding region runs from base 186 to 1361 and encodes 391 amino acids. Lineage: Eukaryota; Viridiplantae; Streptophyta; Magnoliopsida; Vitales; Vitaceae. The transcript is spliced from 4 exons. Gene Ontology annotation, molecular function: hydrolase activity.
UCUUACCGCUGAAAAUUGAAUCCCCGAUUAGGAAUCCUAAAAUGCGCGCACUAUGUGUAAAGCUGAGGCAAUUGGUGGGCUGAAAACAUAGAAAUUGAGCUUAGUAUGUGCGGCUGCGGCUGCGGCUUGCAACGAGAGAGAAGGUGAUGAAGAAUGGGGGAAGCUAUUCGUAGAAUACUGGGAAGAUGGUCCAGUGGAAAGCGGUACUCCCUCUGCUCAUCUUCUAUUUACUCGUGUUUUACGAAGAAAGGGCUUCCACUCCGUCAUGCGUUGUAGUCCCUCAGGGAGGUGUCCAGGAAGCCGUGGGAGACGAUCCUGAGGAUUUGAAGGUUAUGGUGGUUGCCAAUCUGCUCUUGCUGGGAUCCAAAGCUGGCUAUCUCAAUCUCUUUUUCAGAGAUUUCUACUUGUCCAAGUUCUUUAAGAAAUCUUUUGCAAGUUUGAAACCCGAUAUGCUGCUAGUCUUGGGAGAUAUUUCUGCAGAAGGGUCAGACUUGACGAGAAGUGAAUGGAUACCUGUGCUUCAUCAAUUUCGCAGGAUGUUGGGCCCCUUCCUUGCUCUUCCAUUUUAUGUCAUUCUUGGAGAUAGGGAUGUUGGUGAAUGCAACCAGCUGAAUGCAAAAUCUGUUUAUUGGGUAGCUAAAAAUUUUCCAGGAUUGGAUUCAGCAGGUUGUGGCGCUUUUGAAGUGAGUAAUAUCAGUUUUGUCUCACUCAAUGCUGUGGCAUUGCUUUGUGGCAACAAUGGUUUACGUUUUAGUGUUGAGAAGGUGAUUGAAAGGGAAAGCAUAGAUCUGCAAAUGGACAUUGAAGGCACAACUGAAGAGUUAAAUGAGCUAAAAAAGUUUGGAGAGACUUCCCAUAACUUGGAAUGGAGAGAAAAUGCUAUGUCAUCUGGAUCUGGUCCUGUCCUAUUACUUCACUUUCCAUUGCACCACACAAGCAACUGCAGUGGGGAUGGUGUUCCUACCCGAAGCUAUAAUUCAUUGUUUGAGAGGACAGAAAUACCAGGGAGUAGGCAGCUUGUUGGGACUGGACCAUAUGAGUUACUGCAUACUCUCCCACCAAAUGCUACUGAAUACAUAUUUCAAGCUCUCAGACCAAGGAUAGUAUUUAGUGCUCACAGUCACCGAUUUUGUGAUCGUACCCACCCAGAUGGAACUCGUGAGGUAACUGUUCCAGCCAUGACAUGGAAUGCAGGGGAUGACCCUGGAUUUGUUGUUGCUACUUUCAGAAAGAAUAGAGGAGCAGUAAUCAUCAGUCAUUGCUCUCUUGCUAGGGAAUCUCAUAUACUAAUUGCUUAUAUUUCUCUACUGAUUCUGUUUAUGUCAAUGAUAUUUGUAGCAAAGCAAACACAGCAUAUCUGAGAAGUUUAAUGCAAUGGUGGUAUAAUCUCUCCUACACCAUAUAUAUAUACUGUAAUACAUUUCAUCAUUUUUUUUUAUGCCAAUGAUAAAGUUCUUACUGUUCA